Molecule: messenger RNA, 784 nt
Organism: Notothenia coriiceps (black rockcod)
Lineage: Eukaryota; Metazoa; Chordata; Actinopteri; Perciformes; Nototheniidae
Gene: ankrd39
Product: ankyrin repeat domain 39
Exons: 3
Coding region: 341-784 (147 amino acids)
Molecular function (GO): protein binding
Source: RefSeq, a predicted model, not a curated record
UAUCGGGUGGUCUGGUGGUGCAAACGUUUUGCCAUCCUGCAGUUUUGUUUACCAAAGAAAAUUCUUAUUGGAGUAGUUUCGACCUGUAUCUGAGUUAUAAUGCAACAUAUAUUCUUUAUAUAUGGUCAUACGGUUAAACAGUCAUUUAUUUGUUAGGCUUGUGUGCUUCUGAAGCUAAGCCUGUUGGUGGUGAUAAUGUACCACCAAGUUGUCCACCACCAAAGAUAGAAGAAGAAAACACGGAAGUGUCAAACAGCAUCAUGGAGAUGCAUGAUUGUAGCUCAAAAACAAGUCUUUAGCUUUUGUUUUGAAAGUGUAUGUAACUAUUUUGUUAUGCACAAUGGCGACUGACAGACCACAAUGUUCGUGUUGCACUAAUCCAGUCUCCUCUCCCAGUGUUUACCAGACGCUGAGUGAAAUGGAUUUUGAACGAGGUAUCUGGUCUGCUGCGAUGGAUGGGGACUUGGAGAGGGUCAAGUCUUUGACCCAGAAGGGCACAGACUCUAACCUGAGAGACUCUACUGGUUACACAGCUCUGCACUAUGCAAGUCGCAGUGGUCAUCACGCGGUCUGCAAGUUUCUUCUUGAGAGUGGUGCUUGUGCAUCUCCCCAGACACCAGGCGGUGCCACGCCACUCCAUCGAUCAGCUUACUGCGGUCAUCUGGAUGUCGUCAGACUCCUGCUUCAGCACCGAGCAGACCCAAUGCUCUGCGAUGACGACGGUUCUUCUCCUCUACAUAAGGUACAGAAGUACCAGUAUAAAAUAAACUGCACCACCAAAUAA